Zea mays is the source of this 1320-nucleotide messenger RNA. RefSeq lists its product as uncharacterized. Gene Ontology annotation, molecular function: heme binding; peroxidase activity. Gene Ontology annotation, biological process: hydrogen peroxide catabolic process; response to oxidative stress. The record is from RefSeq and is marked validated. The transcript has a single exon. Bases 61 to 1074 code for a protein of 337 amino acids. NCBI's taxonomy places the organism in Eukaryota, Viridiplantae, Streptophyta, Magnoliopsida, Poales, Poaceae.
CUUUGUUGCUGUUUUUAUUCGUUUGUCACAUAAGCAGUGGUGGUCGGUCGGCCGGCGACAAUGAGCGGCCGUGUGUUCGUCCUGGCCGCUGCCUUCGGCGUGCUGCUCGCCGCAGCCGCCGUGUCCUCGAGGCCCGUCCUGACUCCGCUGGGUACUAGCCGCCCUGCUGCCGGCGACCUGUCCGUGUACUUCCACGCGGACUCGUGCCCGCAGCUGGAGACGAUCGUGCGGUCCAGCGUGGACGCGGCGCUCCAGCAGAACGUCCGUCUGACGGCGGGUCUCCUCCGCCUCUUGUUCCACGACUGCUUCCCGCAGGGCUGCGACGCGUCCAUCCUCCUGGACAACGGCGAGCGCGGCCUCCCGCCCAACGUGGGGCUGCAGCAGGAGGCCGUGCAGCUGGUGGAGGACAUCCGCGGGAAGGUGCACGCGGCGUGCGGGCCCACCGUGUCGUGCGCCGACAUCACGGUGCUGGCCACCCGCGACGCCGUGAGCCUGUCCGGCGGGCCUUCCUUCACGGUGCCGCUGGGGCGGCUGGACAGCGCGGCGCCGGCGUCCAGCAACGACGUGUUCACGCUGCCGCCGCCGACGGCGACGGUGGACGAGCUGCUGACGGCGUUCGGGAGCAAGAACCUGUCGGACCCGGCGGACCUGGUGGCGCUGUCGGGCGCGCACACGGUGGGGAAGGCGCGGUGCAGCUCGUUUGGCGACGUGGCGGGCCCGGCCACCGACGACGUGACGCGGUGCGUGACGGCGACGUGCUCGGCCCCCGGGAGCGGCGACACGCUGCGGGACCUGGACUUCCUGACGCCCGCCGUGUUCGACAACCUCUACUUCGUGGAGCUGACGCUGAGGAAGAACAAGGGGGUGAUGCUGCCGUCGGACCAGGGGCUGGUGAGCGACCCGCGCACGAGCUGGCUCGUCCAGGGCUUCGCCGACAACCACUGGUGGUUCUUCGACCAGUUCAGGACCUCCAUGAUCAAGAUGAGCCAGCUCAGGGGACCCCAGGGGAACGUCGGCGAGAUCCGCCGUAACUGCUUCCGCCCAAACACCAACGGCAUCGCCGCCUCUGCUUGAGUUGACUGACCAGGCACCGAUCCAUUACUUCACUUUCACUGUGUGUAAUAAUUAAUAAUAAUAAAACAAAAACAACGCCAGCCCGUACGUGCCGUGUGAGGGGGGCACGUGGUUGUGGCUAUACUGUAGCCGUCACCACCAUGUCGGCGUCGUCCAUGCAUGUCGCAUUACCGAUUUUUGUUCAUGUUCCGAUCUCAUCUCAUCAUCUCGCUAUCAAUAACAAUUAUAAUAGUGUUUAUUAGUAGU